This is a messenger RNA of Bicyclus anynana (squinting bush brown), 5144 nucleotides long. Its product is annotated as juvenile hormone esterase. Lineage: Eukaryota; Metazoa; Arthropoda; Insecta; Lepidoptera; Nymphalidae. The transcript has 7 exons. Bases 228 to 1991 code for a protein of 587 amino acids. The record is from RefSeq and is a predicted model, not a curated record. Gene Ontology annotation, molecular function: hydrolase activity.
GUGCUAAAUGUGUCUUCGACUUUCCUUUUGAGAAACAGGAUAGCCAUUUAAUUUUAUUUAUUAGUAUACGCGUCUCACAGAGGCGCGCGGUGCGUAGGCACAAAUACGAGUAGGUGCUAGGUACGUUCGGCCAGUUUUUGGUUUGCUGCUUUGGUCAAUCGGUUCUUAUUUAAAUAGGUUCGGUAGCGAGUUGCCGGCAGUGACAGACUGACAGUGAGACUGCCGUCAUGUGGCUGAUACAGUGUGUAGUGCCGGUCGUUGCCGUCUUCGUGAUACACGCGCACAGCGUAAGUGGCGGCUGUGCGGUCCGCGUGCGGUUGCAGGCGGGCUGGGCGUGCGGCGUGCGGCGCGACACUGACAGCGGCGAAGCCUUCGCCAGCUUCCUCGGAGUGCCCUACGCGCAGCAGCCUCUUGGGGACAGGAGGUUUAGUGAACUGGAGCCCGUGAGGCCGUGGCACCACGUGUACAACGCGACGGCGGAGAGGGCUCGGUGCCCGCAGCACGACGUGUUCUACGGCAGCCUGCUGGGCCCCGGCGAUGUCAGCGAGGCCUGCAUCUACGCCAACAUACACGUGCCGCUCGAUGCGCUCCCCACGCACAACACCACGAGCAGGCGAGCGCGAGAGGUUCCAUCGCCGUUCAAGACGGGCUACGCCGACCGGGCGGAGGCGCGGCCGGCGCUGCCCGUGCUGGUGUUCAUCCACGGCGGCGGCUUCGCCUUCGGCUCGUACGGGACAGCGCUGCACGGGGCGGAGUACCUGAUGCGCAGGCGCGUCAUCGUCAUCACGUUUAAUUACAGGCUGAACGUGUUCGGCUUCUUAUCGCUCAACUCUGCAAGCAUUCCCGGAAACAACGGCCUGCGCGACGCGGUCACGCUGCUCAAGUGGGUGCGCGCCAACGCCAAGUCCUUCGGCGGAGACCCGGAUGACGUCACGCUGGCGGGGCAGAGCGCCGGGGCUAGCAUGGCGCACCUGCUCUCUAUGUCUACCGCUGCUGAAGGCCUAUUCAAAAGGGUGAUACUAAUGAGCGGUAUCGGCGUGAGCAGCUUCUUCACCACUUCACCGCUGUACGCAGAGUUUGUGGCCAACCUGUUCCUCUCCAACCUCGGCCUCAACGCGACGGACCCGGAGCACACUCACCGACAGCUGGUCAAGUUGCCGCUGCGGGACAUCAUGGAAGCGAAUCGGCAAGUGCAGGACCUGCUCGGCAUCACGGCCUUCAUGCCAGUGGUCGAAUCACCGCACGCAGGCUUCACCAGAAUAUUAGACGACGACCCGGAGGUGCUGCUGGCCAAAGGCCGCGGGAAACAUUUGCCGCUCAUCAUAGGAUACACGGACAGAGAGUGCGAAUCUUUCAGACCGAACUUCGAAAAAAUCGACAUACUGAACCGCAUUAAGGAGAAUCCAACCUUAAUUCUGUCUCCCAGUCUUAUCUUCAAAGUUCCUCCGAAGAUCGCGUUGGAUAUGGCUAAAAGAUCGAUAAAGAGGUACUUCGACGACGAGCCUAGUAUGGAUAAAUACAUAAAAAGCUGCUCCGAUACGUUUUACGUGUAUCCAGCAUUCAAAUUGGCGGAUAAGAGAGCGUCACAAGACAGCGCUGCGGUGUUCCUGUACCAGUACUCGUACACGGCAGACUUCAGCGCGGUGCAGUACUCCAAAGGGAUGCAUUUCGAGGGUGCGGGGCACGUGGAGGAUAUGACUUUCGUCUUCAGGCCCAACUCCAUGGAGGGAGCGAAAGGUUUCUCACCGGCUACACACAAUGACCAACUCAUGUCGGAAUGGAUGACCGAGUUCGUCAGUAACUUCAUGCGUUGCAACGACCCUACAUGCAACCAGUAUGCGAUAUCAAAAUGGCCAGCAACGGAGAAGGACUUAGUACCACUAAAACACCAAGACAUCCGAAUGCCCAGGAGCUAUCAAUUCACUGAUAUCCCGAAGGAGCAACAAGAGACCAUGCAGUUCUUCGACAGUUUAGAAAACCAGACAGAUUGAGAGGCUUUUACCAGACAUGCGUUAAGGGUAAUGUUUUUGAGCGAAUGUAUGUAUGUCUUGAACUGUGUCAUGUAAACCGUUUGACGGCUUCCAACACAUGAGGUGCCAUUGGGUUCGUUUCAAUAGUGAGAGUUACAUGAGGGAUCAUUUCCUGAAUUCGGUUCAGGGGUCGGUCCUUUGGUUUAAAAAUUAAUUUCAUUUCUUUUUAAAUUUAGUUUCAUAAAACGGAAGACUGAUAUUUCAAUCGUGAGGAAUAAUUUUGACACAUUUAACACACACGUCGAAUUAAUUACUAGAACAGGCUGUGAGAUAUAGAGUAUGCAUAUACGAUCACCACAUUCUGUUUACAGUUUUGAACUCAGGUGUCUCUAUUGGCAACAUGCAGAUUACGAUUCUCCAUGUUACCAAUAGAGAAGGUUGGUGGUCCAUUAUAUUGUAUAUCCCCUUUUGUGUCGAGGGUAUAGACUGGACAAAUGCUUUGUAUCAGUUUUAUUGCUUAUUUCAUUAAGAAUAUCCAAUUUUUGUUAUAAAAUAGUUAAAGUUGAGUUCAAAACCGUAAACAAAAUGCGGUCCUCGAAUUAUGUACACUCAAUACCUCACAGCGCCUGGUCUAUAUAUAUGUAUAUGUCCCUGUUGAUAGGUCUGCUCACAAUCUUCAGCGGUUACAUUGUGUCAGAUGUGUCAAAAACUGAUUAAGCUGUGUCAGAAGCCAAAAUUUUGUGAUUGUGUGAUUAUUUAUUUUAGUUAAGAUUUCUAUCUUAUAAACGUCUACCGUCCACAGUAAUUUAGUUUGUGGUAACUACUGUGUCUUGCUAACAGCCACUCAUGAAUUUAUCUAGAAUAGUUACGUUUGUAGCUGGAUUAUGUCGGAAAUUCUUUGCAUUAUGAUAGAAAAGCACCAAUAUCAGUAAGCGUUCAUUUUGGAUAAUAAUCGGAUCUUCAUCAUAAACUAGGAAACAUCACGAUUACGUCAACUUUCAAACAAUAAAACCGCAUCAUAAUCGUUCCAUUCGUUUAGAAAUAGCCUUCAUCUAGAUAACGUGCUAUUCCCGAAGGAUAAAUAACCUAGAAAAAAAAACAUAAGUAGUUAGCUCAUUUACUUACUGUUUCAUAGUGUAUUAUUAUAUGGUUUAAUUAUAUUUUUUAGUUCAGCAUAAUUUAAUAGUAAGAUAUUUACUAGGUAUAUAAUAUUAUAUUAUAAAUUUUUAUAUGUAAAAUAGAUCUAUAUUGUAGUUUUUAAGUAAUUAUUGUCUAGGUUCUAGGAUAUAUCUCUAUUUUUUUUCGAUAUAAUCAAAUAGUUUCUCUUUUGCACAAUAUUUAUUUCUUUUGGUUGUGCAAAAUAUUUAGUAGCAUCUUUGUGAUACAGAUGAAAUAAGAAAAUAAUAUCACUAUGCUUAUACCUGGUGCAGGAACCACUGUUUAGUGGAUGAAUGGUGGAUGCUAAUAUGACAGUCAAGAGUACAACUCGACUAAACGCCUAUGCCUCAAGUUGAUGACAACGGUCGUGUUCCUAUAGCAGGGUCGUUAUCAACUGAGGCGUCGGGACAUCUAUCGAGGACCACUCGGUUGAUAAUUGCUGUUCUAUAACGACUGAGUCCUGCGAAGCUAUUUUCUGUUAUAGGCAACAGCUUUCUACUAAUAUAUUUAUCAGUGAGUGACAAAAUUAAAAAACUAGUUAUGAUUUUUAAACUCUCGUUUAAAAACAAUAACUGCUUGGGCACUGAUAAUUCAGGCUUCUGAUUUCAUCCACAACGAAAUUAAUAAAAAAAAUUCAACCGACUUCCAACUCAAAAAAUAACUUUAACUAAAAAGCAAAAAAUAACUUCCUACCUAUGUGCUACCUUCUGAUCAAUUUGAAGGCGGUGCCAAGCCAGUGAUGUUUUAAUUAAAUACGUUUAAACUACAAAAUUUCUGUGGUUAUUCCAGAAACAGCUUUAAUUAAAACACGACACUGGCUUGGCACCGGUUGAAUUUUUUUUAUUAAAAUUUUUAUUUUUUUAUUUUUAGUGUUAGCAUACCCACUGCGUGUGUACAGUCACAACCUAUCUAAGUGGAAAGUUCUUAUCAAUACAAAAUUAUCAAGUCCAAACACAAGAUAGCUACUGUGAGCCGUCGAGGAGUUCUCUUCACUGUGCUUCGUCUUCAUCACCAGACCCUUAAUACAGUCGCAAUCCAUCUAGGUGGAAAGUUCUCAUCAAUACAAAUUUAUCAAGUCCAAACACAAGGUAGCUACUGUGAACCGUCGAGGAGUUCUCUUCACUGUACCUCGUCUUCAUCAUCAGACCCUUAAUACAGUCACUAUCUAUCUAGGUAGAAAGUUCUCAUCAAUACAAAUUUAUCAAGUCCAAACACAAGGUAGCUACUGUGAACCGUCGAGGAGUUCUCUUCACUGUCCCUCGUCUUCAUCACCAGACCCUUAAUACAGUCACAAUCCUUCUAGGUGGAAAGUUCUCAUCAAUACAAAUUAAUCAAGCCCAAACAAAAGGUGACUGCUGUAAAUUCUUGACGAGUUCCAUCGUCUGUGUUUCGGCUCCAUCAUCAGACCAACUCCAAACCUUCAUAAAGUUGUAGUGGUUUAAAAUACCUUAUGGAAACAUUAACAAACGUACUAGCCGUCUCUACAACUUUCGAAAGUUCCUCUCAAUUUCUCCAGGAUGCCAUCAUCAGAUCCUGACAUGAAAAAAAUGGGACCACCCUGGAAGUAAACCCUACAAAACAAAAAAAGAAUUUUCAAAAUCGGUCCAUAAUUGACGGAAUUAUCGCUGGACAUACAUAAAAAAAAAAAAAAAAAAAAAAAACAUACAUACAGCCGAACGUAGAACCUCCUCCUUUUUGGAAGUCGGUUAAUUAUAAAGCUCGAAAAUUGCUUGAAUUGUUUCGAGCAAAUAAUGGUAAGUCGAGCAAAGGAGCGGCCGUGCCGCUUUUUUGAUCGACUUAGCGUAGCUAGUAGAUAGCUUUAGAAAAAUCUUCUUUUUAAGAAUCAAUCGCUAGAUGAUUGUUGUUACUGUGGACGAGAUGACAAACUCAAUGUAUUACUAAUUUAUAAGAACUAUAAACUAUGGAUAAUAUUGCUUAGGUGUAAGUUUUUUAUUUAACGUUUCUGCAACUAUUUUGUACAUACGUUUUUUGAUAAAUAAAUUAAUUUUAUGAAAA